AUGUCUGUGGAGUGUAUGGCGGCUGCAAGUAAAAUAGUUUUGGCAAAAAGUACUACCACUACAUACUCAGCUACAGCUGAAACAACACCAGCAACAGCAACAUAUCCUUACCAACAACAGCAACUACAGCCACAAAGUGGGACGACGACUGGCAUCAUUGUCAACCAAACACAACGUCGUACUCUACAAAAUGCAAAACAGUUACACUUACGUCAACAACAAAUGGUGGUGGGUCAACAUUAUCAGCAGCAUCAGGUCUAUCAAGAGGAACACCAACAACAGCAACAGCAACAACAACCAAAAGCACAACAAUUGCAACAAACCGCUACCAUCUAUAUUGUUAAAAAAUCAACGGAUUUAAACAAUGUCAGACGCAUAAGUCCUCUUACCUCCACAACCAGCAACACCAGCAGCCACGUUAGCGGCAUCAAUACCAACACAAAUACCAGCGCAAUUUCCUCUACUGGCAUUGUGGUUAAUUACAACAUUAAUAAAAAUGCCGCAUAUCAAUCUAUGGAACAUGAUUUACCAGCACCAGUGCCGCCGCCACCACCAUCAUCAUCAGCAACAGCAGCUUCACUAACAACAAUAGUCUCAGCACCACCAUCACCUUUACCACGAUCAAAUGUAGCUUUAGCUGCACAACCAGCUGUAGCUGUAACAUUGGCCAGUGACAACGAGGACAAUGUUGAACUUUGUGAACGUUUGGAAUGGUCAGCUGCUCAAUCUUUGGUGGAAAUGAAUUCCAAAGAUAAACAACGUCGCAGCAGCAGUAUUAGUCGAAAUUUCAACAUUUACUCUAACACUAAUAAAGUCAGCAAUAGCAAUAACAGUAAACGAAACGCCAACAACAACAGCAACAUCAAUAUGACAACCAACAAUCAACAACAAUGUAUACAACUGCCAGCAACUAAUGUAUACUUAACAUCAGCUUCCACUAAUAAAAUCG
Messenger RNA from Calliphora vicina (urban bluebottle blowfly), 949 nucleotides. RefSeq names its product ras guanine nucleotide exchange factor P-like. The annotation marks the transcript as partial. The transcript has a single exon. Lineage: Eukaryota; Metazoa; Arthropoda; Insecta; Diptera; Calliphoridae. The record is from RefSeq and is a predicted model, not a curated record.